AGAAACUUUUGAAAAUUAUAGCCACCAUUUAGUUGUAUUUUGUUUGGCAAUAAGAUAUAUAGUGAGGUGUGCUGCUUGUUUAAAGACGGUAUAUAUGCAUGAAUAAAUGAAAUAAGACGCUGUGAGGCAGAUUUUGAAUAUGAUGAUUUCAAAGCGUAUUGGAAUACAUAAGAGCAAUAAUUGGAAUCGUUUACAUGUGCAUACACACGUAAAUAUGUUAAAUUCAUCUGAAAACGUUUUUAGUGUCGCGUAACAAUUCAAUUUUAAGCACUUUUAUUGCACGAAGUGAGACUAAUACAUACGUGGCUUGGCAGAAAACUACCAACGCAUGUUGAAUAUUUGAUACGUAUAUGUGUAGAUAUAUUUGACAACCGCCAGUCAGCCUGUAGGAAUCUCUCAGCAACGAAUUAUAAAUCUGAUUAAAAUAAAAAUCAUAUAUACUAUGCAGAUAUCCAAAGAAUGGCAAAAUCACGGAAUGCUCUCUACGCUGCUGGAGUAACUUGUUUAGGGUUUCUUUGCUUUGCAUUAGCCUCAGCUGCUAUAGGAAUACCUAUUUGGGGUUACUAUGAUAGUCCAACUGGUGGCUACGAUUUCGAUCGAGGAUAUUUCGGCCUCUUCAAAGUUUGCAAACAGCUAACAUAUAACCGGGAAAAAUGUGGUAAUGAUGUUUCGAAAUUCCGACUAUCCACGGUCGUUAACAUAAGUGGUCUAUUAACUAUUGCAAGUUCGGCAGCUCUAGGUAUUUUCUGUGUUCUUUCGAUAAUACAAAUAGCGAUGAUAUCCUCUCGUGAAAAAGUUGUAAUGCCUUACAAUACAUUGGUUUUAUUAAAGAUGAUAUUGGCGUUAAUUGCAUGUUUGUUGGCUACUAUCGCAACAGUAAUAUUUGCUCUACAAAUCGAUGAUUCAGAAAAAUAUGGCUUUAAAAUUUCUCGAGGCAUAUCGUUUUAUUUACAGGUUGUAGUUAUCGCUUUAACUAUUGGACUUUUUCUUGUCGCUCUGUACGAUGUACUUUUUUCACGUCGAAUGGGCGGAGAUCCCACAAUGGUUGUUGACACUUCUUCACCGGCCAACGCCACGACAUAUAACAAUCCUGGUUACAAAGAGUCACGUUCAAGGAACGGUGUUUCGGUAACUGAUGCAUCUGGCAGGCCUUAUAGCGGUAUACGUAAUGGAGGAAGUGUGGCAUCUAUGUCUACUACAAUGACCAGCGUAUCAAAUGGUUCAACAGUGGAAUCAUUAACACGUUCUCCGCUUCGCUCCAGUUUAAAGAAACCUCGCCCACCUCGUGACCCUGCGUUAGGUAUUCCAAACCCUGGCUUUUCAGGAUCGGGGAGCUCGCCGCCUAUGCACCGUAGUAGUAGUGUGAAAAAAGUUCGCAUUCAAACACAUAGCACAGAAGUGUGAGGUUUGUUCAGAAAUGAAUAUUGUAGGCUAAAAAAUGACAAAAUUUCGGAAAACUGGAUACCAAGCAGAAUGGUAUUAUGACACUUUAUUAGGAUGUGUAUUGUGUACAGAAAAAAUGUUGUACGGGGUCAGACACAUACAGUACAUAUAUGUCAAUAAGGCAUAUCCAUUGUAGCCAAACUCAUAAGCAUUAAUAUAGAAAUAAUAUAUAGCUGAUAUUUCAACUUAAUAAUGAGGGUACUCAUGUAAAUCGAUAAAUUUACGAAACAUACAAGUUUAAGUAUUUAAUUCAAUUACACUAAAUAAUUUUUCUCCAAAUUUAUCAUUCCAAUAAUAAACUUAACACUAAAAUGUCUAGAAUGAACUAGAGGCAAGACGAUUGCAAUCAAUCGGUGGUGUCAUUAUACUCAAAAUAACAUUUUCAUGCUUUUCAUUUGUAAAGGGAAACAUUGUUUUUUAAUUUAUUUUCGUAGUUGUUUAUCCCUUGACAUAAAGCCACCUCGUACAAGAGUAAAUGUUGAAAUACGGAAUGCAUUGGUAAAUUCAUAGUAGUAUUAACAUAAUCAAAUCGGUGAAGAAAUUUCUCAUAUUAUUAUAUAUUUAAUUUGACAGCUGUUUUAAGAGUUGGAACUUUAAAUUAAUUCUCUUAAUAUUUUAGAUCUCGUUAAAAAAGUAGUUCAAAACGAAAAAAUUUUUUAACGCUUUGUGCAAAAUGGACACAUCCGUCUAAUAGUCUUCCAUAUGGAGUUAAAUUUUAACUUAAUUAUUUCCUGUCCAAUUUUCUAAAUUCGCAAAAUCGGAAUCAUGGGAAAUAGUAGUUGUAUAAAUAAUACUUCAAUUUUGAAUAAUGUAAACAUAUCAAUCGUUAGACGCUGGUUAGUUAUUAUGGCCAAUUUAAUAGCAUGUACGUAUUCAAUAUUCGCACCAAACAUCAUUUAUACAUUUGUUCAUUGCUUGAAAAAAAUUAAAGUGAAACCAAAGACGAUAAAGUGGCAAGAUAAAAACUACAGUCUAGCUGUUGGAAAAUCCAGGACUUUGGGCUUGAAUAGACUUUGAGAGCGUAGCUUGGUCCCCCACUUAACUAUAGUCGAUUCAAAAAAGCUCCCGGAAAUUUUGAAAACUUCAAAAUUUUUGAUUAAGAAGAAUAUUGAAAUUUAAAGUCAAAAACAAUUAGUUUAAACAAAGUAGGAACGAAUAUUAUAAAGUUGUUAUUUUUAAAUAUUCUUUUUUUUCAAUAACGGUAACUUUUAAGCUAUAUGAUGUGAAAUACCAAUUGCGGUGGAUAUUUCGAAGGAACUAAAGAAAAGUUAAAGGCAAUUUUAUUAUUAAAUUUUUAUGUUUUGUUUAAACACAAUAAUCUUAAGUAAGUUUCGAAUAAGUUUAAUACCUCGAAAUAUUUGAGCAACUAUUCUUAGUUUUUUUACAAUUUAUCAUAAAACAGCAAUUUAGUUUAGCUAAAACCUCCAGGUUUUGCAAGCCACUAAUGAUUUAAAAUCUCAGUUUUUUGUCGAUUAACUUGAAAUAUAACUGUUUUUAGUUACCUAACAUUUUAUUUCGAAAAAAGUUUUUUAGAAAUCAAAUUUAUUUACAAAAUAUUAAUAUUAAUAUAUAAUAUAAUAUUGAAUUCAAUUCCCAUCGCAUUUUCGUUAGGGUGCAUGUUCAAAUGCGCAUUUACAUUACAUUUUGAAAACAAUUCUUUCAAUGCAUUGAAGAUUUAAACAUUUACAAAACUAUAUGACACAUAUAUCUAAAUGCAAAUAUUUUCAUUAAAUGUUAACAAAUUUCACAUACAUAUGCAUAUUAUCAGAUAAAACAGAUCACAAUAAUUGUAAAUCACAAAAAAAAAAUUAUGCUUUACGCACCACCGCAAUCUGCGAACUUACACAUUUGCACAAAUUAUAAAAUAAAUUAAAUGAGGCUGUGUUUUAUUACAUUCACCAGCCGUACUAAGGUAUUCGUAGACUAACGGAAUCCAAUUUUUGAAAAUUUUCACACAUUUUAUUGUGCUGUAAAAGUGAUAAAACAUUAAGAAUAUCUUAAUACUAAGGAAAACUAAGUAAAAUGCUUUACUGCAUAAUUUCCUUACAAAAGCAGAAUAUAUUGAAAAAUAUUCCGUCCAUUUAUACUUUGUAAAAAUUGAUACGUUAAGAAAUUUUUAAGUAAAAUAACUGCACAUGUUUCCAUCUCCUUUUGGUAUGGUAACUAGUAUAACUAUAAAAUAAUCGCAAAUCAUGUGUAUAUCUAUACUUAGGUACGAAAAAGUAAAAUAAAAUCUUUAAUCACGAAAGAGUA
Bactrocera oleae (olive fruit fly) is the source of this 3696-nucleotide messenger RNA. RefSeq lists its product as uncharacterized. Lineage: Eukaryota; Metazoa; Arthropoda; Insecta; Diptera; Tephritidae. The record is from RefSeq and is a predicted model, not a curated record.